CAAAUGAAGUGACGAAGCACCCCUUCGCACUCAGAAUUUCGUGUGAGUAUUGCCUUUAGACGAGAACUCUCCAAGGAAUCUAUUUCUAACUACUCCUGUAGCCUUGCAACGUUUAAGUACUAACGUAGUAUUGUCUAGUCAAUCAUCAGCUUACUGCAGCUAAGAAGGACGGAGGUGGAGUCAAUUACAGCCCUGCGCACUCGCUUCUGUUUGAAUCGGUUUUGCGGAGCCGGAGUAUCGACGCGAUUUGCUCGAAGAAGGUUUGAACAAUAUGGCGCAGUCGAUCGUUGCAGUUUCUGCGGAUCGGCGCUCCAGCGGCAAAAAGUCUGAGCGACGGCAAGAGUGUCUUCCGAUACGAAAGGUCUUCGUCAGACCAGUCUUACUCUUCGGACUCGCAAAUUUGACAGAUGCACGGAAGCAGCACGGCAUCGCGAUUCAGACCAGGCGAAGCUUGCACCGCGGUCGCGAUAUCACACCACCCGGUCCUGUAUCGGAGCAUCGGGGGCCCGUACAACUUCGGCACGUUUCCGUGAACGCUACCGCCCCAAUUCUUGUUUCUACGUUGGAGGUCUGGGAGCCUGUGUCUCCCUACGUUUCAGUGAGCGCUGGCGCCCUGACUCUAGAGGCCAUGUGCCCGAAUUCAGGUGCAAAUCUGGAGAAACAUCAAGCCGGACGUGUUCUGCCUCGUACAAAUGUUUUCACGAUGGCCCCCUUUGACGCCCCAGAUUCCCUUUCCCGGGAAGACGCGGAAGCAAUGUUUCCUGGUUUGUUUGGCGAAUGGAACAACCAAACCGCCCAAGCUGCAGGCGACGGCCUGCCUUUCGGCGUGCGGCAUUUUGACCACGAAGCAGCAUGGCGCGCAGUGGAGCUGCUGUCGGAUUUUUUGCAUGUAGAGGGGCUCCUGCAACUGCGGAAUGCCAACCAGACUCUUCUGUCGGCGUUUGAGAACUUGAACUCCUGGACAUCGCGUGCGAACUUGUUUCGGAUGGCGAUAGUGUAUUUCUGUGGCGGAACGUAUUUUGACGCCAAGACUGAGGCCCCGAGCAUGGGGCGCCCACCCGAACAAGAAAUACAAACCCAAAAUUCUUCGGCGAAGGCUUCUGUUUCGGUGGACCGACCUCGUCGUCUAUUAUUCCCUGUUUUAGAUGCUCUUUUCGGGGCAUCAGGAGGGACAGACACACAUACGACGGACGGGAACUCAUUUGAUGGCAUUUCGGCACCGAGCUCGAGCACAACACCACGCGCACCAAAAGGAGAUGUUCUUUUGCAAGAAGGGGACAUCGGAAUGUGCUUGGAUGCUGAGGCAAUUGCACCGUACGGGCGCGAAUGUCUCCAGAGACCACGGAGAGGAAAGCUGCAGAACGCCUUCUUUGCAACGUACCCUCGCAACCCCGCACUCCUUUAUGUGAUGCAGCAGGGAAUUGACAACGUGAUGACCGGGUUCAGAGGGCACACCGACGACUGCGCGGACCACGCGGUCCUAGACACAGCUGGCCCGGGGGCUUUCCUCGAUGGGCUGCUUCGGCAUGACUGCUUCGGGAAGAGAAGCUUGCCGCGCUGUGUGCACGCCUCCAGCGGCUCGCUGCCAAUGCCGCUGAAAUCGGCUGACCGGGCUGGGGGCUCCGAGCGAUUUUUCGUUAUGCUACAUGAACCCUGGGCGAGCGAGCAUUUCGGUGACGUGCUGGCUGCCCGCGGAAGCGAGUCGUCCGGCU
Molecule: messenger RNA, 1712 nt
Organism: Amoebophrya sp. A120
Lineage: Eukaryota; Dinophyceae; Syndiniales; Amoebophryaceae
Source: the annotation of a GenBank genome assembly